GGACCUUUGUUUGUAAAUGUGUGUGGCAGAGAGGGCAAGCCGCCAUUUUGGACAGCCUCAAAUUGUAAAUUUUCCAAAUAUUGGACAUCUUCACUGCGUGUUUUCAUGCCGAAUCUGGGCCGAGGAGACCCAGUAAACCCCCAGCGGCUGUGAACAGGUGUUGACGGCGUCUUGUGCGGGCCAGAGACCGUGGAAAUCGCGGGAUUUUUGCGGGGAAGUGCGAUCGCCGAGCGCCCUGUGUCCUGGGGAAAAUCUGUGUUGUUGAUUUGCGCAUCGCCAUCAUGACUAGUGUCCACGUCUGGCUGAGACUGGGGCUGAUUCUGUACGCCGCAGGGCUUAGCCUGUGUGCUGCCGUGGACACGACAUGUGAGUUCUACGACAACUCAGAGUGUGAGAACCAGGAGAACUGUAACAGCACCUCCAGGUUCGUCAUGUGUAAGGACGAGCAGCAACAGGAGGAGGGCAAGAGGAGCCACUGUUACGCACUCUGGAAAAACGAGUCCAACGUUAUAACCCUCGUCAAGAAGGGUUGCUGGUUGGAUGACAAUGACUGCUAUGACAAGUCGGAGUGCUAUGAACAUGAUGAGGCACCAGAGAAGGGAAUGUUCUACUGUUGCUGCGAGGGGAACCUCUGUAAUCAGCACUUUGACCACCUUCCCAUACCACAGCCUGAUAGAUCAACUGCAGAAACGCCGCGCACUGUUCCGGUAGACAACAGCAAGGAGUUGUUCCGUUCGCUGAUGUACUCCCUGUUCCCGAUCUGUGGGAUCGCUCUGGUCGUGGCCGUUACCUUCUACAUGUACAAGCGGCACAAGUCCGAGCACAUACAGUGUUUUACACGGCACAAGACCGAACAUGUUCAGAUCCCCACCCAGGACCCCUUGCCGCCGCCCCCCUCCCCCCUGCUGGGACUGCGCCCACUACAGCUGUUGGAAGUGAAGGCCCGGGGCCGGUUCGGAGCGGUCUGGAAAGCACAGCUCCUCAACGAGUAUGUGGCUGUGAAGAUAUUUCCACUACAGGACAAGGCCUCCUGGCUGAACGAGCAGGACAUCUUCACCACCCAGCUGAUGAAGCACGACAACCUGCUGCAGUUCAUCGCUGUGGAGAAGCGCGGAGACGGGCUGGAGAUGGAGCUUUGGCUCAUCACCGCCUUCCACGAGCGCGGAUCGCUCACCGACUACCUGAAGGGCCACUUGUUGAAAUGGAGUGAGAUGUGCCACAUUGCGGAGACCAUGGCCCGCGGGUUGGCCUACCUUCACGACGAUGUGAUGGGGCGGAACGGGGAGUACAAGCCUGCCAUUGCACAUAGGGACUUCAAGAGUAAAAAUGUGCUUCUGAAGCAAGACUUGACGGUGGUGGUGGCUGACUUUGGACUGGCUAUGAAGUUUGACCCAGGCAGAAGUUGUGGGGACACGCAUGGCCAGGUUGGCACGAGGAGGUACAUGGCGCCCGAGGUCCUGGAGGGAGCGAUCAAUUUCAACAGGGACGCUUUUCUCAGGAUCGACAUGUACGCCUUCGGGCUGGUGCUCUGGGAGAUCGUGUCCCGGUGCUCCGCAGUCGACGGCCCUGUGGACGAGUACCAUUUGCUAUCUCGUUACAAAAUCAUAUUACCUGGAAGUCUAAACUUCAUCCAUGUCCCCCUUCCCUUGUCUCCAGGCCCUGUGGAUGAGUACCAGCUGCCCUUUGAAGAGGAGAUUGGCCAGCACCCCACCCUGGAGGACAUGCAGGAGGUGGUGGUGCACAAGAAGAUGCGCCCCCAGUUCAGGGAGACCUGGCUUAAGCAUCAGGGGUUGGAGAUCCUGUGUGAGACGAUCGAGGAGUGCUGGGAUCACGAUGCGGAGGCGCGGUUGUCUGCCGGGUGUGUUGAGGAGAGGUUAGGUCAGCUGAGCAGAACUGUCAACAUUACUACCUCAAACACUGUCGACAUCACCACCAACCAGCAGACCCCUCCCAAGGAGUCCAGUCUAUGAGGAAACGCUCAGCAAAAUAUAAGAUAACGGAAGGAGAGGGAUUUAAGGGGGGGGGGAUGUACGUACGACAGCAGAGACUUCAGACAUGCGUGAGAGGGUGUACAUACGAAGCGCGGUGGGGUCUCUCGGUUUAAUUCCUUCAGGUAGCGUGGGCAAGAAUUACGACAACGAUCACACACUGUUAUUUCUCUCUCUCUCUCUUCUCUCUCGCUCACUACACUCACACACACAUACACCUCAGCCAGGGAAUGGCCUCUGACCUCCGACCUUUAACCCAGCCAGGGACGCACCUCUGACCUGGCCAGGAAUUCACCCCUGACCUAUGAACCAGGAAAUACCUCAGCUCCAUGCCUUGCCUCUGAUUGGCUGAUUCGGAGGCUUGGUGCGAUGGUCAGACAGAGUUGAAGGCCCAGGCAACACGACCAGGGAAAUAAUAAUGAUAAUAAUGAUAAUUCAAUGUAAAUAUUUAUGUCUCCUCUCGUUAGGAAAUAGGGGGGGUUAACGAACGGUUAAGCGCCGCGUCCUCGCUUGUAAAUUGCUGGAAACAUCUUCAGUGUACAUUCUUCUUUUGUGGGCAACCUUGCUUGUAGAUGAGCAUAACGUAGACUGUAGAUUGGGUGGAGUUAACGUUGAAGAGUGAACAUCUUUCCUUGGCGAUAGGAAAGUCACUACACUUACUAACCGGUAACUUCCAUGUCAUAACCCAUCCUUGUAUCUAUUAUGAGGUUUUGAUUUUUUGGUAGUAGGAGAACUGUAUGUAAAUGGCUACGUGUAAAUCUUUGAUCGAUGGGUUUUCGAUUUUCGUUUUUUCAGUGGUGUGAGUAGGUCUAGGAGGAAGAAGACUUCAUUGUAUAGCUGUGGGUGACAGUUGUACAGAUUUGUGUGUGUGCUUACCAUUAUAUGGUAGAAGUGUAGCCCGUGCCCAAGAAAAAAAAAGGUCUUUCUUGUGACAAAAGUAGUAGUAAAAAGAACCGUAGACAUAUACAUCAGGGCUUUCCACUCAGAGAAUUUGCUACAACUGCCAUAUAUUGUACAUCAGUGUUCGGACACUAAAAAAAAAUAUGAACAAAUGCUCUUAUAUAUGUAAAGAAAAGACUUCGCUACUACUAAUAGUUACACUACGACUAAGGGCAUGACACCCUUCCUUUUGAAAUAUGAAUUGUUGACGAAAAGUUAAGAUUUUUACAGCCAUGUUUGAUAUUGAAUAAGAAGUGAGUUGAACUAUGUCUUUCCAAUGAACUGCUGUCUUCGGCGCAAAUUUUUCAGGUAAAGCGGGAGAACCACUUAUAUUCGACUGUUUCCGUCGAUUCAAUGUCUCCAUUAACGAUCACUAAAUAAACUGCUUGUCCCUCCGUUUUGCAAUGUAAAAAGAAAAAAAUAGGAGGAGAGAUGAAUGGUGGGGGCUAAGACUUCUGUAUAUGUGAGGGGAGGGAAUCCCACUGUAAGUGUGUGCACUGCCGCCAACCUGUCCUACAGGAAAGACAGAGUUUUUAUUCAUAAAGAGUAGGCUUCUGCAGAAGGAAGUACAAAAAGACAGCGUGUACCGGGCAUUUGUACACGCAGGUUGUCCAGCUGUGAUCUACACAGAAAUGUAGUGGUCAACCUGAAGGCUAUUUGGGGAGGGGGGAAUUAUGUUCCAACUGUAAAUAACUGAAAUACACAGGCGUCUAUUUUACCAGUAGCUCAGCACCCCUCACACUGACUCUCUCUCUCCCCCUAGUUUACGGUAAGCGUCUUUUGUAAAAGCUAUGCCAAAAAGUAUUCAAUGUAAUUAUAAUGUACUGCACGGAAACAUCGUUAACUUUAAUUUACACCAGGUUAAGUGAUGUAAGAUUAGCAGAAUAUGACGAUGAUGAUGGUAACCAUGGUAACCAUGUACAAGUAAUUAAAUUGGUAGCUUUUACUUUUUCCUCUAUUUUUACGUUUGGACGUAAAUAUGAUACCUCCUAGAGUCCAUAUGUUAACAGUAUUGUGACAAUUAAAGUAUAGUCUUUCAAGGG
Branchiostoma floridae (Florida lancelet) is the source of this 3970-nucleotide messenger RNA. Its product is annotated as activin receptor type-2A-like. NCBI's taxonomy places the organism in Eukaryota, Metazoa, Chordata, Leptocardii, Amphioxiformes, Branchiostomatidae. Gene Ontology annotation, molecular function: ATP binding; metal ion binding; activin receptor activity. The record is from RefSeq and is a predicted model, not a curated record. Gene Ontology annotation, cellular component: activin receptor complex; plasma membrane. Bases 282 to 1970 code for a protein of 562 amino acids. Gene Ontology annotation, biological process: activin receptor signaling pathway; cellular response to growth factor stimulus; protein phosphorylation. The transcript is spliced from 12 exons.